CAUUCCGAUUCGUUUCGAUUUGGUGCGGUUUGGUUUGGUUCGGCGUGGCGAUUUUGCUUCCUUUCAGUAAUCAUCGCCAGCUCGUGCUGCGUACACGGCCAGUCCUAUCUCUUCAGCCUGGAGAACGUUCUCAACGAGUCCUCCCGCCACCUGCCCUACGACCUAACGAGCCUAAACGGAACCACCGAGGUGGAAUUGUUUCCCGAUACCAUCUCGAACAACACCCGGAUUAUUGUCUACAAAAACACUGUCGUCGAGUCGCCCAACGAUCUAUCCCAGACUGCGAUGGAUGUGAUCACGAUUGUGUGGUACGUGGCCACGUUUCUGGCCCUGGCAGCCUUCUUCAUGCUGAUGGCCUGCUCGGAUCGCAGAUGCCGCGACAUGAGGCGUCGUCCCGCCGGAGGUCAGUCCACCGAGGGUCUGAGGGCACCACCCACGCCCUCGCCAUCGUACAGUGAAUUUGCACCCCCCAGCUACGAUACGGUGAUCAAGAUGCAGCACGCGGCCAAGACGAGUGUCUUUGUGAUACCGUUCAGCAACAAGGCCGGAGAACUGGGUGCUCCAGCCUCAGCAGUGCCGCCCCCAACUGCCAACCCAUUGCCACCGCCAGUCACCUGCGAUGUGAUCAUCGUCAAUGAACUGCAAAAGUCCGCUGACUAACCGAUAGGCCGAUGGUGGAUCCCUGGAGAAGACCUGGAUCCGGCCUUCCUAUUCCGACUCUGUGAUAUUUGCUGUUUACGGCAAUGGGCCAAGUAUUAGAUGUCGUAAGAUCCCCACAAAAAGACUGACAAUGAAAGAUAUCUUUGUGCGCACAUGCAUUCAAAUGCCAGUUAAACUGAAACUAGAUGAAUAAGUAAUUAACUGUAAUAAACCAUAGCGUUAUCGUACAUGACUCAUCCAAAUGGAUGUUUGCUGUUCCAAG
Molecule: messenger RNA, 922 nt
Organism: Drosophila erecta
Lineage: Eukaryota; Metazoa; Arthropoda; Insecta; Diptera; Drosophilidae
Exons: 2
Source: RefSeq, a predicted model, not a curated record